AGCUCUAUGGUCUGAGACAAUAAAAACUCUGUGGCCAAUUGAUCAAGGAUCAAAAUAUGAACCAUAUUUUUUUAUUUCUGAAAGUGAAAGGAGGAAAUACUUGAAUACAAACCCGUUUUAAAAGCAGUUUCAAUAUGUUGUCCAAAAAUUAUUUGAUGUUGAAUACUCAGAGACUUCAGAAUUUUAUCUAUCCCUUCUCAUCAGUUCAAAUUCAACAAAAUAAGAUGUAUAGUAAAGUACAUUUUUUAAAUAAGCUUAAUUUACCAAGUCUUCCAGUUCCUAAACUGCAACAAACAUUGUCAAAAUAUUUGAAAUCUGUAGAGCCUUUUCUUAAUGAACAUGAAUUAUUGAAAACUAAAAAUGUUCUCAAGAAUUUUGAAGAAAAUGAAGCUCCUAAUUUACAAGGUUAUCUAGAGAAUAAAGCCCAAAAUUGUGAAAAUUGGCUCAGUGAUUGGUGGGAUAACACAGCUUAUUUGGAAUACAGAGAUCCUGUGACUGUCUUUUCGAGCCCUGGUUUGGUUUGCCCCUUACAACAGUUCUCAAAUGAAACAGAGAGACUCUCCUAUGCUGCUAAAAUGAUUUUGGGAGCAAUAAAUUAUAAACUUCUUAUUGAUAGGGAUCUUAUUCCUUUAGACAAAAUGGGCAAAGACUUGUUAGAUAUGAAUCAAUAUAAAAAAAUUUAUGGUACUUGCAGAAUUCCAAAACCUAAAAGAGAUGAGAUGCAAUUUAAUUCAGAUGCCAAACAUAUCAUCGUAGUGAGAAAUAAUAAUUUUUUCAAAAUGGAAAUUAUUACUCCAGAAAAUGAAGUUCCUAGUUUUAAUCAAGUUCUUAGUCAAUUAUUCUAUAUUACAAAAAGUUCUGAAGUAGUAGCUGCACCUGUAGGAGUACUGACUUCUGAUAAUAGAGAUAACUGGUCAAAAGCCUAUGGAAUUCUUUCAGAAGACAAAAUGAAUAGAGCGAGCUUAGACGCUAUUGAGUCUUCCUUAUUCAUAUUAUGUUUGGAUAAUCCUCUUCCAAAAUGGAAUGACGAGGUAUUAACAUUGGCUGCUAAACAAUGUAUCCAUGGUGGUGGUAUUGACGGAAAUUCUGCUAAUAGAUGGUUUGACAAAACGUUACAGUUUAUUGUUGGUACAGAUGGCAUUGUGGGUCUCACUUAUGAGCAUUCCCCCAGUGAAGGUCAGCCAGUGGCAGUCCUAACCGAUCAUGUGGUCAAUUAUAUUGAGGGUAAUGCUUGGAAGAGCCUUCCCGAUGUGAAAACAGAAAGAUAUCCUGAACCUUUAGUUUUCAAUAUUACCAAAGAAUUGGAUGAUGCUUUCAAUAAGGCAGCUACAAAUGUUAAUAAAUUGGCAAAUAACUUGGAACUGAAUGUAUUCAAUUUCACCAACUUUGGUAAAGAAUUUGUGAAAUCACAAAAAUUGAGUCCAGAUAGCUUCAUUCAAAUUGCUAUUCAGUUUGCAUUCUAUAGGCUUCAUAAAGUUCCUGGUGCACAUUACGAGUCAGCUGCUACUAGGAAAUAUAUCCAUGGCAGAACAGAAACUAUUCGGUCCUGUUCAAAUGAAUCUAUUGCUUUUGCUCGAGAGAUGUUGGAUAAUACUUCUUCAGAAGCCAAAAAAAUUACAGCUCUCAAAACAGCAAUUUCGGCUCACAAGAAUUAUACCAUUGAUGCAAUAAAUGGUUUCGGAGUUGACCGACACCUCUUAGGUCUUAAAUUAGCAGCUAAGGAACUGGGCAGAGAAUUACCGGAACUUUACAAGGAUGUAGCUUUCUCUAGAAGCUCUCAGAUGAGGCUUUCUACUAGCCAAGUAGCUACGAAAUGCAAAGGUGUUAUGGCUUACGGGCCAUUGGUACAUAACGGAUAUGGGUGUUGCUACAAUCCUCGUCCAGAAGAUAUAUUGUUUGCAGUUUCUUGUUUCGUCAAUAAUGAGGAAACUAACGCAACAAAAUUCAGAAGCGCCUUGGAAAAGAGUCUAUUGGAUAUGCAUAAUUUACUUGCCAGAAAUCAAAAACAUAAGUUAUAGAAAGGUAAAAUGGAGGAAAACUGUUUGCUGGGGGUGAAACUACACAGAGCAUAUUUGUGUAUUUCAUAAUUUAUUGGAGAAGAGAUAAAAAAAUGUUUACUAUAGGCUAUUCAACAAUUUUUUUGAGAAAUAUUUACACCAAUUGAAAACAUCCACUUUUUAUAUUCUCAAAUUCAAAAAUUUGUCGAAAAGCUUAUUGAAAAUUAAUGUUAUACGCAAUAAUAUUUAUAUAAGACUAUAAGAUAUAAUGUUAAGAUAUCAAAUGUAAAGACUUUAUUAAUGUAUAUUCUUCAGCAAUGAUAAUUGUUUUCCUUGUAAGAAAUGGUGGAAGGAAGUGUUAUAAAAUUAUAACUGAAGAAUUUUUUUACUCUAAUGGGAUUUUAUAUGAAUAUAUUUUAUAAUACAAAAAUUACAAAUAAAAGAUGGUGUUUAGAUUCCUUUUAUGUGUUCUGUGGUAGAGUCACCACGCUUCUCUUUGGAGGGAAGGUGUAUAUGGCAGGGCUCACUGAGUUGUCAUACUGAUGAUUCCAUCAGUGUCCCUGAAUAAAACAGCAUAAUCCUCUGAGAGGGGGCGCCCCAUGAAAAUUAGUUAAGAACUCCUUGCCAAAUCAUCAAAGAGAUUCACAUGUCCGUGUUUAUUGUGAAUUGAAAUAUG
Molecule: messenger RNA, 2673 nt
Organism: Harmonia axyridis
Lineage: Eukaryota; Metazoa; Arthropoda; Insecta; Coleoptera; Coccinellidae
Product: carnitine O-acetyltransferase-like
Exons: 10
Coding region: 135-2018 (627 amino acids)
Biological process (GO): carnitine metabolic process, CoA-linked
Cellular component (GO): peroxisome
Molecular function (GO): carnitine O-acetyltransferase activity
Source: RefSeq, a predicted model, not a curated record